This is a messenger RNA of Strongylus vulgaris, 438 nucleotides long. The record is from the annotation of a GenBank genome assembly. Lineage: Eukaryota; Metazoa; Nematoda; Chromadorea; Rhabditida; Strongylidae.
AUGACACCUUGUGACACCAUCAUAAAAACUGCGGUCGAAGAAAAAGCAGAUUUCAUUGGUUGUUCUGGUUUGAUCACACCCUCAUUAGAUGAAAUGGUUCACGUAGCAAAAGAGAUGCAACGAAACGGACUCAAGAUCCCUUUGCUCAUUGUUAGAAUCCGUUCAGGUGGAGCUACCACGUCCAAAACCCACACUGCUGUAAAAAUUGCACCGCGCUACAGUGGCCCUGUCAUACAUUGUCUAGAUGCUAGCAAAUCUGUCGUUGUGUGCUCUGCUCUUACGGACAAAACGACUAGAGAUGCAUUCCUUGCUGAUAUUAGCGAAGAAUAUGAAGAGGUACGACAAGAGCACUAUGAAACGUUAAAGGAUAGACGCUUUACUGCCAUAGAUGUUGCCAGAACGAAAGCUUUACGUAUUGACUUUGACAAAUUUGCUCCA